AUGCGUCUUGUAAAUUUUUUAUUCAUAACUAUUCUUCUUAUUUCAAUCGCCAACUUUGUCCCAUCAAUCAACAAAGGAAGCAAUCUUCAGGUGCGUGAUCUUUCACUUUUACAGGUCAGAGUCCCUGGUUGUUUAAGAGGAUUUUUAUGUUGUUGCUCAUCUUCCAAUGAUGAAGAACUUGAUCUUGAAGCUACACGUAAUGGACAGAGCACUAGAGAACCAGUAUCUACAGUCAGUUUCGUUGGUAGUAACGGAUUAAUGCUUAUUAAUCAUGGCUUUGAUCCAGAGGAAACAAAUGCAGAAUCUGAUUCUUCUUCUUGUUGUUGUUGUUCUUCUUCUUCCAAAUCCUCGUCUAGUUCAAGCUCACAUAGUGGUAAACUCGAAUUUCCUCAAAAUGGAGAAUUAUCUUUUGAACCAGAAACCAGUACAUUUAGAGGAUUUACAUUAACCAUGACAGUUCGUCCACCAUCACCACCCGUAGAAACUGACCCCGAAGACGACAACAGUGAUGAUUCGUAA
Messenger RNA from Cryptosporidium ubiquitum, 519 nucleotides. RefSeq lists its product as uncharacterized. The transcript has a single exon. The record is from RefSeq and is a predicted model, not a curated record. NCBI's taxonomy places the organism in Eukaryota, Apicomplexa, Conoidasida, Eucoccidiorida, Cryptosporidiidae. The coding region runs from base 1 to 519 and encodes 172 amino acids.